CGAGGGGUGGGAGGGAGCUCGCGAGCCGGCAGGCGGGCGAGGAGCGUCUCCUUCAGCAUCUGCCGCGGCCGCGUUUGCCCGGAGACUGACCGACGGACGGAUUGUCUGGCGGACGGGUUUGGGAGCUCGCCUUGUGCUCGGGGCCAGCUCCAGCGAAGCUCGGGGCUUGCAGCACGCGCUUCCCCGCCCGCUCGCGGCCACCCCGGCUCCGGCGGCCUCGGCGCGCAAGGGGCUGGACGUGCGGGAGCCGCUCUCCGCAGGUCGGUCCUUGCGCUGCUCAGCCCCGACCGCUGCGCUGCGGCCCCCGAGCGGCGUCCCUGAGCCCCAGCUCCCCGCCGUGCUGCUCCGAGCAACGGUGCUCAGGGGCUCCAAACUCGGGCUGCCGGGGCAAGUGUCUUCAUGAACCCAGAGGAUGUCCGGGAAGCAUUACAAGGGUCCUGAAGUCAGUUGUUGCAUCAAAUAUUUCAUAUUUGGCUUCAAUGUCAUAUUUUGGUUUUUGGGAAUAGCAUUUCUUGGAAUUGGACUGUGGGCGUGGAAUGAAAAAGGAGUUCUGUCCAACAUCUCUUCCAUCACCGAUCUUGGCGGCUUUGACCCAGUUUGGCUCUUCCUCGUGGUAGGAGGAGUGAUGUUCAUUCUGGGAUUUGCUGGGUGCAUUGGAGCUCUACGGGAAAACACUUUCCUUCUCAAGUUUUUUUCUGUCUUCCUGGGAAUCAUUUUCUUCCUGGAGCUCACUGCCGGGGUUCUGGCAUUCGUUUUCAAAGACUGGAUCAAAGACCAGCUGUAUUUCUUUAUAAACAACAACAUCAGAGCGUACAGGGAUGACAUUGAUUUGCAAAACCUCAUAGACUUCACCCAGGAAUAUUGGCAGUGCUGUGGGGCUUUUGGAGCUGAUGAUUGGAACCUAAAUAUUUACUUCAAUUGCACAGAUUCCAAUGCAAGUCGAGAGCGAUGCGGCGUGCCCUUCUCCUGCUGUACUAAAGACCCCGCAGAAGAUGUCAUCAACACUCAGUGUGGCUAUGAUGCCAGGCAAAAACCAGAAGUCGAUCAGCAGAUUGUAAUCUACACGAAAGGCUGUGUGCCCCAGUUUGAGAAGUGGUUGCAGGACAACUUAACCAUUGUGGCUGGUAUUUUCAUAGGCAUUGCAUUGCUACAGAUUUUUGGGAUCUGCCUGGCCCAGAACCUGGUGAGUGAUAUUGAAGCUGUCAGGGCUAGCUGGUAGAGCGCCUGCAACAGCUGCCUCCAGACACUGGACAGACCCCGCCUUCCUGACCCUCCAUUGCGCCCAACUGAUACCCAUGCUGCACGGACCCUAAUCACAGAGGCAUCCUGCGAUCCCACCUGAUGGAGCUGCCAUCAGAACUUAGUUUUUGGGGGGGUAGAACCGGGAAAUGCUGCUCACUGACAGAAUUAAAAAAAAAAAAAUUAACCAGUAUGAAAGUCGUUGCGCCGUGAAUCUCUAUUGUAGCCAUGAAUUUCUGGACGGUUGGAUACUUACCAAAUGAGAAAAAAAGGGAGGGUGGGGGACCCAGAUGCACUGAAUUUGUGGAAAAGGCUUGUUCUCUGCUUCGGUAGUUGGAGGUCUGCCUCCUGUGCCAUGGCCUGAGGAAGUGCGUCUUUUCUAAAACUCAGCCCCUUACCUGGGAGGGCUGUGGUUUCAUUUCAAGGAACUGCUACAACCAUGGUCCCAAGAAGAAAACAGCUUGCCUUUGGGUUCAGAUUUUGUGACCGCGUUCAACAAGGAACUUGUGUGGGCACGUCUGGUCUCUCCUGAAGUUUCUCCUCGUAAGAGAAGUUGGAUAUUCCUUGUGUGCUGAGCAGGGCUCUGGAACACUUCAUGAUGCUGAAUUUUAGCAGGACAGAUCUCUCUUCUGAGUAGGCCUGAGCUUUAUUUAUCAGUGAAAUCCAAGGAGAAAAUGAGGUUAAUGAAGAGGUAGUAAAUACUGCAGCCUACCAAAUUAGUCGUUGGAUUCUUUGGAAACUCUGGAAUACUAUGGGUUUCGUUUUGUUGUGGGUGUUUUUUUGUUUUUGUUUUCUUCCAAAAGUGAAAGCUAUAUACAGUUUCUUAAAUUUUAAAGAUUUUUUUUUUUACUCAGCUCGAAUAUUAAUUUUUUAUAUAAUCUCCCUGCAUGACCUGUGAAUCAAUCCACCAACUCCUUUACCUGCCGUCUUUUCUACAAACCUUUAAAAACGUUAUUCGGUCAGCAUUGAUUUCGUGGGUUCACAGCCUUUAGAGAUGUGUCCUCCCUGUCUGCGAAGGAUCCAUCUGGGCCAUCGCAAAUGCUUCUGUGGACUCAACACUCUCUGAACCGUGUCGGUUGAUCAUCGUGGCCUCUUCUGCAGCCUCCCCGUCUUUCUCUUUGAAGGGAAUUAAACCCAAUUCUGAAAUGAUGUGGACACAAUCAAAGCUUCUGAUGGUUUCUUUCUUCUGGUUUUAGUUCGUUUUUAUUAAAAACAAAUGAAAACAAAAACAAAAAAAAAACCCAGCGUGCAUGGCCAGAGCUCCUUCUUUUCUUAGUACAGACUCACCUUCAGGAUGGUAACAAAGCACAAACUCUUUGGAGGGGAGAGCAUUGAUGGGGCGAGUGUUCUGUGACACAAGGUGGGAAACACUUCCAGAGACUGCCACCUGCCCCCAUUCCAGGUGGGAGGGACGAGUUUUGCCCCCAGAUUUUAAUCAUCCAGGUCCACCAGGAUGUCGCACCCCCUGGGGAGGAGAUGUUAGUCUGUGGAACACUGGGAAGACCAUAGGUGUAUUUUACGGUGAUGACACACUUACCAACACAGAACUGGGCAGCCAGCUAGCAUAGUUGGUGGAAACUUAGCAAGGUUUUCCAUUUCAGCCCCAUGUUGCAUCGCUGUGGCUGAUGAAUGUGUCCAUCUGCUCAGAGAAAGGACAAAAAUUCUUUGAAAAUCUAGGCUCCAGAGUUAAGGUGUGUAUGACUCUGCAUGUGUGUGUUUCUGUGUCUCUUUGUAGUUAGAGAUGUUCGUUCCAUAUUCUGGCUGUAAGAUUAUUUUGUUUCAUCUCUGCCCCCACCACUGUUGUCAUUCCGUAUUGUCAUUCCAACAUGGAGAAGACUUGAGCUCUCCAGUUGGCACUCUUGUCUUGUUUGUUACCUCAUUCUCCAGUGAACUCCACCUGACCAGUUGAUUAAGAAUCAGGCGAGCUUCCCACCCUUUGGCACAUCCAGUGAAAGGCCAAACAGCAAGUCCAAGUGAGUUCUAAAUUUUAAUUAAUCACCCUUUAUUUUUUACACUUGAGAGUGGUUGUAAUUAAAGGUUGUCAUUAAUAAACUUGGUUCUACCUUACGUGGA
Molecule: messenger RNA, 3312 nt
Organism: Globicephala melas (long-finned pilot whale)
Lineage: Eukaryota; Metazoa; Chordata; Mammalia; Artiodactyla; Delphinidae
Gene: TSPAN5
Product: tetraspanin 5
Cellular component (GO): plasma membrane
Source: RefSeq, a predicted model, not a curated record